AUGAAUACUUUCAAGAAGCAAAUAUGGACGUAUGAUCCAUUAUAUAAUACCGAAGUAAGAUUAUUUAUUAAAGACAUAUUUAAUUUAACAUGUAUUCAACAUCAAAUAAUUGAUGGUAAAACUGGAACGGAAAAACAAGUAUCGGUAUUUUACUAUGGUAAAACGAAAAGGUCAAUGCAACUUAUUGAUAUCAUUGGGAUAGUUAGAGCCAUUGAUAUAAUUAAACAGAAAGUGAUUAAAUAUUAUCUUGACGACGGGACAUCUACCAUUGCAUGCGUGGCGUUCGCGCCAGAAGAUAAAUCUUUUACGCAGCAGCGAGGUGAUCCAACGAGUUCAUCGGGAAGUAGUUCGAUUUGUUCUACACCACAAAUAUCAUCCAUUAUUAAAAAUACUAAAUUUAACCUAACAGAGUUGGUUAGGGUGAUUGGAGUAAUUAAUGAAUUUAAUCAAAAGAGAGAGAUUAAAAUCCGUCAUAUGGAAAAACUUGAAGAUCCGAAUGAAGAAUUACUUAGAUGGACUGAAAUACUUUACUUAAAAAAUCACGUAUAUUGCAGAGAGUACAAUAUCUCACACCAUCAAAAUCCGGGACGAGAAAUCUCACUUGUGAAACCAACCAAUAAAGUUCACCGGAAUAAUAUAUCAGAAUAUUAUUCAAAAAAAAUGAAGACAUCAUCAGUCAAACCAAAGGAUAGUGAAACGUUGAAGAGACGCAUUAAAGAAUACAUUAAAAACAAUGAACUAAAUGAAUUUAGGUUUAGUAGAAUUAUUGAAGUAGCUGAACUACAACAAGUUGCAAUCAAAAUCUUACAUUCGAAAGGAGGAGAUGGAUUUAAUUCCGAGAAAAAGGUUAAUGAAGAAGUUAGAAAUUUAUUUAAGAAAACAUUGAGAAGUUUGGUACAAGAUGAGAAAUAUUUACAAUCGGAUCCGAAUUUAAUUUCAUUUAAAGUCAUCAAAGGGUAA
Molecule: messenger RNA, 960 nt
Organism: Funneliformis mosseae
Lineage: Eukaryota; Fungi; Glomeromycota; Glomeromycetes; Glomerales; Glomeraceae
Source: the annotation of a GenBank genome assembly